Messenger RNA from Malassezia pachydermatis, 2016 nucleotides. RefSeq names its product wd40 repeat-like protein. The coding region runs from base 1 to 2016 and encodes 671 amino acids. Lineage: Eukaryota; Fungi; Basidiomycota; Malasseziomycetes; Malasseziales; Malasseziaceae. Gene Ontology annotation, molecular function: protein binding. The record is from RefSeq and is a predicted model, not a curated record. The transcript is spliced from 4 exons.
AUGGCCGGUGUCAUAGCACAGCCCGCGACUUUAUCGGUGGUCGAGCGUGUACCCUUGGAAGUAUGGGCGCGUAUCUUUGCGUACUUGGCGCCGGAGGAGAUCCGUGUAGCGCGACAGACCAUGCGGACUAUGUACAUGGCUGGCCAUGCGUUGUCGUUGUGGCGCACGCAGGGCCAGCGUCAGGCACGUGAAGAUCCACUGGCAUGGAUGCCAGAUGCUCCUUGUACCGUCUACGAUACAGCGCCUCUCUCUGCAGAGGCCCUGGAAAAAAGUGUCGUCGUCGCCCAGCGUGUUCACAGGGCCUGGCAGACGCGGGGCGCCACGCCCCGACGUGUGAUUCGGUUUCGGGCCCAUGUGAACCGUAUCACUAGUGUUAAGCUGGUCGUGGGGCAUGUACAUAUGGUACGUCGGACCCACACGAUGCAUGCCGACUACUGGCUCGUCACUGGCUCGGUCGAUGGCUUUGUGCGUGUAUGGGAUGUGACGCGGAUCUUGCAAGAGCGAGGCUCUAUGGACGUCACGGCCGCGCUAGAGGCCGUGCAACAGGCAGAUUCGUCGACCGAGGACCUGCCCAAAGCGACCAACCCCUCGGCGGAUAUUCGCAAGUCGACACGUGCUUUCCUGGUAGCCGAAAUCGAUACCGGCGGCGAUGUGACCCACUUGGAUGCGCAGAUGGAUGCGAGCACGAAUAGCAUGAUGAUCGCGGUGGGCUCGUACUAUAGUUCGGCCGGCUGUCUUUUGUACGCGUUGGACUUGACGGCCAUGCCGCGGAUGCUGGACCUACGAGCGUCCCUCGAUCCACCGGAAUGGAGUGGGACACAGUGUGUCUCGUUGCUCGACCACGCUGUGGCGAUAGGGACCUACACGGGCCGUGUAUACCUCUUGCAUUGGGAUACAGGGGAGCGACAUGUCCUUGAGCACGCCGAGCGCGGCUCGGUAGCGGCCCUGAAAUUGCUAGGCACGCAUCUCCUGGCCGUCUCGCGCUUGGGCCAUGUAUCGGUGUUCAAGCGAACACCCGACGGCUGUGCGACGCUGGUGGCCGAAUACGACAUUACUCAGCGUCCGUUGCUCAGCGCCGCGUUUGGCGAAGUGGAUGCGCAGCGGGCAGGCACGAUGAUGCAUCCUGCACGUCCAGCGUCCUUGACACUAAUGUGUGUGGAUCCGAUCGGCCUUACCCACUUGGAAUGGCCUACAGGCACUUGGACGUCGCCACCAGAGUGCCUUGGCGACAUUGAUAUGCAUGGGGAGCGACUCAUUGGGGCCUCUGUAGGCGCCUCAGGUACGCGUGCCAUCCUUGCAUCGAGUCUCGGUGGUGUGCCGCCGAUGUGUGCCGUGCGAUCGUACCGACGUGGCGGUCCGCCUCUAUGUGCGCUGCGGCCGACGCCUGACAUUGCGCUUCCACCGCUUGCGCCUACGUCUACCUCUAUACCAUGGCAGCGGCCUACCAGCCCAUCCCUCAGCCCCAGUCCCAGCAGCACGGCGCUCGAUGCACAGGCUGCGGCACCGCCACCACGCACGGGCCGCGUUCGUGUCGACUCGUUCUCGUCCGAUUCGACCUCGACGACAAGUUCCACGGCGCCAGCCCUCUCCAGCCGUAUUGAUAUGCUGACAGAGUCGGCGAUCGACGAGGCACGAGGGCUUGUAUGCCUCGCCAGUGUUCGUGGAGCCAUUUGGAUCGCAGACUAUGGGGGGAAUAACGAUUUCGUCUUACGCCUCGAUCUUGUGCAGGUUCCUGUGCGGCUUCGGGUCGACCUCCGAGACACGGCUCAGGAGCUUCUUCACAAGUUCAUCGCGCUUGGCCGUGAACGCCUUCUCGAUAUCCGCGAGGCGCUCCUUCGUCUCGCGAUCGAUCUUGUCUUGCGCGCUCGAUUGCGUGCCUUCGUACUACUUGUAAGUGCGAGCGCCACAUACCUUCUUUUGGAAAUCGUUCAGUUCCUUCUCCUUCUUGGCCUUAAUCUCGGCGAUCUCCUUCUCCGCCUCCGACUGCGCCUCCUUCAGCUUCUGCGUGCGGUCUAG